Messenger RNA from Adineta ricciae, 2337 nucleotides. Lineage: Eukaryota; Metazoa; Rotifera; Eurotatoria; Adinetida; Adinetidae. The record is from the annotation of a GenBank genome assembly.
AUGUCAAAAUUAACCGAUACAAAACUGUAUGAAGCAACCAAACGUCUGGAAAAACGCUUGAAAGAGCGUGAAGAUGAGUACAUGAUCUACAAACCAUAUCAUGUUGUUGUCGGAACGUUUAAUGUUAAUAAUCGACAACCACCAGCUCAUAUUUUACUUCAAGAAUGGUUGCACAGUGUGACAAAGAGCGGCGGACAUUCGGAAGAAAUUCUUCCAGAUAUCAUUGCUGUUGGCUUUCAAGAAAUUGAUACGAGCAGCGGAGCAUACAUAUACGAUGAUAAGAAAAAAGAAGAUGAAUGGGAAGGCAUUGUUCGAAAAACCAUAAAAGCUUGUUAUAAGUCAAAGCAUAAUGAUCAUAAAUUCGAUUUAUUAAAUCGCGUUCGUCUAAUGGGUAUAAUUCUAUUCGUAUACGUACGUGCACCGCAUAUGAAUCAUUGUACACUAACUUCUCGAUCGUCCGUUGCAACUGGUUUCAUGGGUUUGGCAGGUAAUAAAGGUGGUGUUGGAAUUCGAUUUCGGUUCUAUCAAACAGACAUAUGUUUCAUUAAUUGCCAUUUUGCAUCGGGUGAUGGACAAACUUCUCGCCGUAAUGAGGAUUACCAAACCAUAGAAUCACGUAUGACAUUUACAUAUGGAACUAGUUCUUCUUUGAAAGAGUAUAUAUGGUAUGCACCAAGCUCAGUUGGCAAUUCAGCAUCGAAUCCUCAAGCAACAUCAGCUUCUACGCAGUGGUGGAAAAUUCAUGAUCAUGACAUUGUGUUUUGGUUUGGUGACAUGAAUUAUCGUAUAUCGCAAACAAAUGAACAAGUUCGUGAAGCACUUAAAGAAUUAUCUACUAUUCCAUUGCAUGAAAAAGAUCAACUACGUUGUGAAAUGAAAUUGAAUCAUGUUUUCCCUAAUUAUUCUGAACCUCCUAUUCAUUUUAUGCCAACAUACAAAUUCGAUCCAAAUACCGAGGUUUAUGAUACAAGUGAAAAACUUCGUACGCCAUCGUGGACGGACCGAAUCUUGUACUACGCCAAACGACCGAAAAUACAGAAUGAAAACAAAGAAGAAUUUGAUUUAGUUCAACCGAUUCACUAUUCAUGUGCUAGAACGAUACAAUUUAGUGACCAUCGUCCGGUCAGUGGUCUCUACAGUAUCAGAACUAAAUAUCAAUGUAACGAAGAGCGUUUAAAUCAGAUACGUGAUGAAUUAAUUCGGCAAAUAGAUCGUGAAGAAAAUGAUUCUAUACCAACAAUUGAAGUCCGUCCACAUCCACCAGCAAUUCUAUUUGAAAAUGUAAAAUAUCUCGAUAAAAUGACAUAUUCAAUAUUGAUAAAAAAUACCGGUGAAUAUUCAUGUCAUUGUAUAUUUUGUCCAUCUUCCAUGUUUGAACCAACGCGUCCGAUCAAUACGAAACAAUUGACUGAUGAACCGAUUUUUGAUUGUUUAUCAUUCAUACCAAGUUCAUCGUAUACCAUUGACGUAGGAAAACAACAACACAUGGAAAUAAGUUUUCAAAUGAAAAGUCGUUACUCGUGGUUCUUUGGGAAGAAAAUCAGUGAAAUUCUUAUUUUACAUGUAGAAAAUGGUGCAGAUACAUUUAUUACCUUAGAUAUCACCCUUGAUAUGGGUCCAUUUGGUUUAUCACUCGAUCAAUUUCCUAUGACUUUGUAUGACAAAGACAAGAAACAGUAUAUUUACUCUAUAGACCAAUCUACAGAUUCGAUAAAUGUUCUAGAAAUGAAAAAUGAUCCUCCAGCACUUUAUAUCUGUCUCAUUGACAAUUUGAAAGAACGCAAUGACAUUCAAUUAUUAAAUAUCUUUAGUAAUGAAAUACAAGACUCGAUUAAUUUAAUUCCAAUACGUGAUCAAAUUUAUACGCACGAUUAUGAUUUUCAAAAGUGUUCAACUAUUUCACUAUUUAUGAUCCUGUUACAUCUGUUACAAUCCUUGCCUGAACCAUUAAUAUCACGUGACAUCCAAGAUCGAGUAUUUCUAAGUAGUAACUCGAAUUUUCGUUCUUAUCAACUACCAAGUGGCGCUGGAAUUCAAUCUCAUAUACCAAGUGAGAUGGCGUCAACGAACUCACACGAUAUGAGUAAAGCUGUUAGUAUGAUUAUUGAAUUAUUGAAAUCCAAAGAAAGAAACUUAUUUUUUCGUUUUCUUUCACUUUUGCAAAAAUGUUGGCCGACAUCUGAACAGAUCAAACGAACAGAAAAUGCACGAAAUAGUUUAACUAUCUGUAUUGAUAUUUUAUCUCUUUCAAUAUUGCAUGAUCAUGCUGAUCGGAACCAGCGACAUACAUUCCUUUUAGCCUGUUUGAACGAAGAGAAAAAGAAAAGUCAUAAAUAA